Messenger RNA from Fopius arisanus, 1079 nucleotides. It is a transcript of the gene Cpr100A, whose product is annotated as Cuticular protein 100A. Gene Ontology annotation, cellular component: chitin-based extracellular matrix. The record is from RefSeq and is a predicted model, not a curated record. NCBI's taxonomy places the organism in Eukaryota, Metazoa, Arthropoda, Insecta, Hymenoptera, Braconidae. Gene Ontology annotation, molecular function: structural constituent of chitin-based larval cuticle.
CCAGGACCAACAGCCGCUCCUUCCUUCUUUCGCCAAGACUACGAACAAAGAUACGAGCGUCCAUAUCAGCCGGAGUCAGUUUUCCGCCCAAGGAUUCAAUUCCCAGAGUACCAAUCAGAGCAUCAGUACAGACCUGAGCCUCAAUCUAGACCUGAGCCUCGAUAUAGACCUGAGCCUCAAUAUAGACCUGAGCCUCAAUAUAGACAUGAGCCUCAAUAUAGACCUGAGCCUCAAUACAGACCUGCACCUGUAGGGAAACCUGAUUCCUUAAGAUAUUCCUUCAGUUCUCCACUGAGUCCAACGCCUCGACCUCAAUACAAUGAAAUUACCACACCAUCUCCUCGAAGAUUCUACCCACCAGGAAAAUUGGACUUUACAAGAACUGCCGAUGGCUUCGCCUACUCUUUCACCAAAAAUUAAUCGCACUGUCAUCCAGUCAAUCAAUCAAUCAAUCAAUUUGUGGUAAAUACUGUAAUUACAUCCAAUGAUUUAUGGAGCUGAGAAAUCCCAUAGUGAACAUACGAUUAAUGAAAUUGCAAUUAAACUCUUGAUCCGGCGAUUAGAUCACUGGCCUUCGAGGGUGUUUAACGAUUUGUUUAAAUAAAGGCAAGGCAUUUCUUGUUCACCUUGGCCUUAAAUUAAAUUCUUUGUAAUUUAUUCAUAAAUUCUCUAAUGUCGCAUGGUUAAAUAUGGGCGGAAGGGAAUAGUGCUAUCAUUACCAUAAUUAUUUGUAGUAUGUAGAAAUGGAAUUGAUUAAGAGCUCCACCCUGGAGUACAAUAAAUACUUCCUGAUGUGUCGUAUAUUUGCUGUUAGAAUUAAGAUGCACUUUUACUUUCAUCUCGCAACCUUUGAGGCUCACCUAAGUGACGUAAUCGUAGGACAUGAAACUAUUGCAUAUUCUCUACGGUUAUAUUUCCAAUCGAAAUAACUUGAUUUGUUGCUUCUGUUUUUUUCUCGAAUAGAAUACGUAAAUUAUGGUUAUCGUUGUACGAAGAAAUUAAGUGGAAUAAUUGAUUGAUUAGGAAGAAAUUAAAUUAUCAUUUUUGUCAUUCAAAAAUUGGCGAAUCGAAAAAAAAUU